CGCAGACGCUGAACGCCUCAAAGCCUCCCCCUCAGUCGCCGUGUCGGUUCGGUCCAGGGAGGCGAGAAACGGCCAUGAACGGCUUCGGCCUCGGGGCGGCGGCGGCGCUGCGAAACGCCGGCAGCGAGACUCUGGAGAAGAUUGACAUGUCGCUGGAUGACAUCAUUAAACUUAAUAAGAAAGAAGAGCGGAUGCAGUAUUCCCCCAGAAUGAAGAGGGGGGUUCCCCAGAAUGGCAAAUGGCAGUUCAGGAUGAGGAGACCCAAAUGGGGAAUCCAGGAGUACACAGGUUUUGGUAAGAACCGCUUAGGACGCAGAAGGAGAAUGGCUGGAAAGAGGCGCACUUAUGGUGUGAAGACGGGGUUGGCAGCGAGGAAGGCAUUAGGAUCGCACAAAGGCAUCAGCCCCCUGAACAGACCACCUCUCAGUGAAAAGAACGUUCAGCGGAACUACUCAGUCUUGAAAAGGAAGAUGACCAUCCAGAGGCAACCUGAGCUGCAGAGGAAGCAAGGAGCCGUUCUCAGGAGGCCUACCCUGCUGAACAGAAGAACUAAUAUUCAGUCCCUGUCUGCCAGAAGUGGAAACAAGUUAUAUCAGCAGAAAGAUUCACGCCAAGCUACUUUCCUCUUCAGGAGGGGCCUGAAGGUGCAGGCACAAGUACAUCCCGAAGAUGACCUUAGUGGUCAGGAUACAAAAAGACCUCCUCCAUGGCGGACAUCCACUACGAACGGAGGAAUUUUGACUGUGUCUAUCGACAAUCCUGGCGCAGUGCCAUCACCAAUCUCUUUGAAGCCGAGGCUGACUAGUACUCCGGUGCCUGCCUUCCUCAUGAAGAAGGAUCAGACAGAAGAGAAGAAGGUACCUAAAGGUGUUCCACUACAGUUUGACAUUAACAGUGUUGGAAAGCAGACAAACAUGACCCUCAACGAGCGCUUUGGGAUCCUGAAGGAGCAAAGAACAGCCCUCUCUCAGAACAAAGGCAGCCGUUUUGUAACUGUGGGCUAGCGGCUGACAGAGAAAUGCCCCAUACAUGGGUGUCCUGUCUGAGAAACUGAACUAACGGUGGACAGAAAUAUAUGGGAUAUGUUGGACUUUGUGUCAAGAUGCUGAUGAAGCGGAAUCUCUCUUUUCUUCUCUCUCUCUCUUUUUUAACUUCCUUUAUUUUGAGUAGGUAAACAAAUCCCUGGCAUGAUAUUGGGCCACAAAAAGAGAAAAUUCAGUAUCCUUGAUAGAUGGUGUCCUGCUGCCAUGAUGGGAAAAGAUUCCAUGUAGCCCCAGCAAGGAGGGAGCAGGCAAAUGUCCUUGUUCUAGUACCCUCAAGCAGCCAGUGGAAGUCUGCUAUUAAAAGCGGCGGCCAAUCCUUGCACCGCAGCCCUUUGCGAAACUGAAAAGGGUGUCGCGUCAUUUCAUUAACAUCUCCUCCUCCCAUAGUUUUCUAACCUGUUUCACAUGAAGCUCAGCGUGAGGAGCCCUUCCUUGCUCCUGGUUUUUUCAGAUCGCUGACGUUCUCCCCUUCAUCUGGUAUUGAAAGCCAAGUUGUUGGAAAUUUGAGGAGGUAAAAUAAAACUCCUGAAAGGCACGGCAGUUAGGAUGUUGUCACUCUUGCAAGAAUGAGGCCUUGCUUUGAGGCUGUGGUAAGGACCUGGCCCGUGCAUUCUGAGAACGAGGUCUGUCCUUGGAGCAACACUAAAUCAAGACCCGUUAGAAUUUUUUUUUUCUUUUAAGCUGCUGGUUUACUUCAGAUCGUCAUUAGCCGGAACUAUGAUUUGAUGACCAUUUAAUGUUACCUGAAAUUAUUUUGGUGGUUGUUCUGUUGUGAUGUAGAAAUGUGCACUUUGUAUGUUCAGUUCUUAAUGGUAGUUUCAGCAGGUUAGCAUCGAGGUGUUGAAGGGACCGUCCUGUUGUAUCGGGAUCAGAAGCAGUGCAGGCAGUUUUCCAAACUUCAUGCACGUCGGGUUCUUGAAUUCAGAACGCGCAAUAAUAUUUGGGGGGGACACAAAGUCUGACAAGCCCGCAUUGCAAGCUGAGAAGCGACUUGAGGUUAGCCGCAUUCAGAACCUUAGCACAAGCAAUGGAACGGCUUAUGAAUAGCGUCUUGGAUUAAAUAUAUCCACAAUGGUGCAUUUAGGUACACCUAGAAGAAAGCAGACUAUUUAGUUGUUCACCCAAUUUACAGAAGCAACAAAAUACGAGGGUUUAUUCUUUUUCUUUUUUUUCUUUUAAAUAUCCCCAUAUAUCUAGUUUACCCUGGAGUUCAAAAGAGGCAUCUCUUCUGUUUAGCAGAAGAGGGGCUUUCUGUGAUCAGUUUUAAAACAGUCAUGUGUCCAUGACUGUUAACGUUCAACUACUUCUGUUUUUAAUUGUUUGGAAUACGUUCCCCAGCCUUUGCAACGGAAAAAGUUUAGAACGUAAAAAGUUUUUGCUUUUUUAUUUGUUAGUAAGAGUUCUGUUGAAGAAGUCUGUUAGCAUUGACUUAGACUCUGCGCUGAUAGUCAUCCUGUGUUUGAUUUUUACCAGGAUGCAAUUAAAAAAAAAAAUUCUUUUUGCAUCAACUUGGAUGCAAAACAUUGAUGCAAUGCAUCUCAAGAGAGUUAGUUUGUAUUUAAGGACAAUAUGCUUUAAACUGUACCUUUUGGUAUUUUUUUUUUGAGGAGUUACUACAUUUGGAUCUAUUCUAAAGCUGUUGGACUUUUUAAAAAUAAAAAAGUUACAAGUUU
Eublepharis macularius is the source of this 2716-nucleotide messenger RNA. It is a transcript of the gene FYTTD1, whose product is annotated as forty-two-three domain containing 1. The coding region runs from base 75 to 1004 and encodes 309 amino acids. Gene Ontology annotation, molecular function: mRNA binding. Lineage: Eukaryota; Metazoa; Chordata; Lepidosauria; Squamata; Eublepharidae. Gene Ontology annotation, biological process: mRNA export from nucleus. The transcript is spliced from 9 exons. The record is from RefSeq and is a predicted model, not a curated record.